UUGAAGAUAUCAGUCCAAUAGCUUACUGUUUGCUCAGAUAAGGAUUUCAAGGGGUGGCCAAUGUAUUCCUUUCGGGACGAUGAACGAUGAACAAUGCCCUGCCUUCAGUUACUGGCCACAAUGCAAGUGGGCAAGUUGUGCCGCUUGGCUCUGCGCUUCUGGAUGGGAUUGACCCUGGUGCUGGGCUGCUUCUGUCACUACUAUUGCCCCACUCGGAGGCGUCUGGUGUAUUCCCGACUUUUGCAGAUCUUCAACUGGGUGAUCAUGAUCGUAAACUUGGGAAUGUAUUACUUCUAUUUUAUAUACGCCACGAAUUACUUUGCAAAGGGAACAUUCAGGCGGCAGACAUUCGUAAUUCAGCUGUGCAAUUGCAGUGUUAAUUUGCAGCUGCUGAUAAUCAUAGUCCAAAGUAUAUGGCGAUUGCUAAGGGAACAAGAGGUGUGCCAGGCAUAUAACGAGUUGUCCGAGAUUUUGGAAGAAGACCUCCAGCUGAAGGAACACAGUCGUUUCUACAGCCUGGCUUUCCUGGCCAAGAUCCACAAUUUCAUACACAACUUCAACUUUGCGCUGAGUGUCCUGAUGAUUUGGGGCUUGCGACCCUUUGAAGUGUCUGACUUGUUGGCCAACUUUUUUUACGUUUACAACUCCCUGGCCAGGGAUUCCUUUCAAGUGGCCUACAUCCUAGUCCUUCUCAAUGUGAGUGAGGCACUGCGCCAGAACAGACAGCAGGAGCCAGGCAACUAUCUCCAAUUCAUGAGGAAACUACGCAGACAUGAGCAAUUGAUGGAGAUUGGGAGGCGAGUGCAUCGAAAGUUCGCCUGGCUGGUGGCUGUCGUCCUGUUUUACCAAGUCUACUUCAACACGGCCACCAUUUAUCUGGGCUACUCCUUCUUUGUGCAGCGGGAGGAGCCCUUGGGCCUGUGUGGCUGGAACUUGAAGAUCCUGCUCACAGUCAUGUCCAUUUCGGUCAAACUUUUUGAUGCCCUGCUUUUGCAGAUUAUCUGUGAAAACCUGCUGACCGAAGAGAACCAAAUCUGCCGGAGUCCCAAACUCCAGAGGCAGGAUGUCAACUCCAAGGCGGUUCACAGACAGUGGGAAAUGUCCGCUUUGAGACGUGCCAUUAGACGAGCCUCGUCGGAGAACAAAGUGCUGGGAAUGUUCAGAAUGGAUAUGCGGUGUGCCUUUGCCCUGAUUAGCUGCAGCGUUUCCUACGGCGUCAUUAUCAUUCAGAUCGGAUAUAUCCGUGGCUAAAUUAACCCUCGCGUAG
Messenger RNA from Drosophila eugracilis, 1267 nucleotides. It is a transcript of the gene Gr10b, whose product is annotated as putative gustatory receptor 10b. The record is from RefSeq and is a predicted model, not a curated record. Gene Ontology annotation, biological process: sensory perception of taste. Gene Ontology annotation, cellular component: membrane. NCBI's taxonomy places the organism in Eukaryota, Metazoa, Arthropoda, Insecta, Diptera, Drosophilidae. The transcript is spliced from 3 exons. The coding region runs from base 94 to 1251 and encodes 385 amino acids.